AUGGAUCCGAACCUGCCGACCGAGCCAGCAGCUGGCGCCGAGCCGCUCAAGCCGUCGGCCAAGCAGGAGGCCUACCGCGCCAUGGUCAAAGACAUGGAGAAAAUAAGCAUCAAGGCCAGAGCUACGAGUGGCCAAAUUGGGACCGGGCCCCCUCCGCAGAGGGUCGGCCAACCGUUCGGCCCAGCCGACCAAUCUGGGAAGCUGGACGAUCCUGAGGCGAACCCGCUGGGGAUCGACAUGAGUGACGGGCCCAGGGAGUUUAUGACCCAGCAGCAGAGCGAGGAUGCCCUGCGCGAGCUCGUCGAGGGCAUGUACGACGGCGACAUGGACGGCGUCGAUGUCGAGGCCGCGAUGCCCGACGGGCUCAGCUGCAAGCUUCUCCCCCAUCAGGUCGUCGGCGUCAACUGGCUCAAGAGUCGCGAAGAAGGCAAGAAGAAGGGCGGCAUUCUUGCCGACGAUAUGGGGUUCGGGAAAACGGUGCAAUCGAUCGCCUUGAUUAGUGCGCACAAGCAGCUAGAAAAAGGAGCGCCCAAAACGACCCUGGUGGUGUGUCCCUUGGCCUUGAAAGACCAGUGGGUGGACGAGGUCGAGCAGAAAUCGGAUCUGUCCGUGAUUUUGUACCACGGACCCAAGCGGCAUCAAAUAGCUCACAAGCUCCACAAGUAUCGGGUUGUCGUCACCACCUACGAUGUCGUUUCAUCCGAAUGGCAGAACCCGAAGAAAGCGGGGCAGACUCCCGGCGGAUCGAGUGACGACGAAGACGAACUGAGCGACGGUCCUGGCGGGAAGAAAUCCAAGGCGAAGGGCAAGAAGAAGGCCAAGCCCUGCCCGCUGUUCACCAAGGAGGACGGCUCCCCCAUGCGCUUUUGGAGGAUCAUACUGGACGAGGCCCAUGUCAUCAAAAACCGCAACGCGCAAAAGACGAAGGCCUGUUUCGAGCUGAGAGGGACUUAUAAGUGGUGCUUGACUGGUACUCCCAUUCAGAACGGCGUGGAAGACCUCUUCCCCCUGCUGCGGUUCAUCGGACCAUCCGUCAAGCCGUUCAACGACUACGCCCAGUUCCAAGAGAAGAUCCUGAAGCCGAUGAAGAGCAGCAACGGCAAAGGCGCAAUCGUCAAGAUCCAGGCGCUCUUGAAGAUCAUCUUGCUUCGCAGGUCGAAGGAGUCCAGAGACAAGGCCGGGAACCCCAUACUGAAGCUUCCGGGCAAGGAGCUCAUCCUGCUCCGCACUCCUUUCCGAACGAGUGAAGAGUCGCAGUUCUAUCAAAGCGUCACGGAGCGGAUGGCGGACCGGAUGGCCAAGAUUUCCGCCAGUGGUGAUGUACAGCGUAGCUACAUCACAAUCCUUACGCUGAUUCUCCGCAUGCGGCAAGCGACGCUCCACCCAGCCCUUGGCUCGGACAAAGCGGAUGCGGACAACUUGGAGGCGACGGACGCAAAGAACACGUCGACGGUGGAGGAUCUGGAGGACAAGGUGGACGAGCUGGCGACCCAGAUCGGCGGGAUGGGCGUCACGCAGGCCCAGGCGAAAUGCACGAUCUGUCUCGAAGUCUUGCCGGCCGAGGCCGCCGACGCGGCCCAUUGCGUCGCCUGCGCGAGACAGCUCCGGCUCGCUAAGACCUUCGAGGGCAUGCAGAGCUCCACGAAGGUCGCCCGGCUGCUGGAACUUCUCGACGAAAUCCAGGCCGAGGACCCUAAAACACCCAAGAAGACGAUCGUCUUCUCACAGUUUACUUCGUUCUUGAACUUGAUCGAGCCGUUCAUCAAGAAGGCCGGCUAUGGCUACACCCGAUACGACGGGGCCAAGUCCGCCGACGAAAAAACGCGGGCACUGGACAAGAUCAAAUCAGAUCCCAAGUGCACAGUCUUGUUGAUCUCCUUGAAAUGUGGCAGCGUCGGCCUCAAUCUGACCUGCUGUUCGCGGGUGAUCCUCAUGGAUCCGUGGUGGAACCCGUCGAUCGAGACCCAGGCUUUUGAUCGAUCCCAUCGAUUCGGACAACGGGAUGACGUGAAAUGCUACAAGAUAACGAUCGCAGACACAAUCGAGGACCGCAUCCUCGAGCUGCAAGAAAAAAAGCAAUCGGUCGCCAACCAAGCUUUGGGAACGGAGGCCGCCAAGAAAAUGAACAAGUUAUCAGUGGCUGAGAUUCUCUAUUUGUUCAAAGGAUGA
Molecule: messenger RNA, 2169 nt
Organism: Puccinia triticina
Lineage: Eukaryota; Fungi; Basidiomycota; Pucciniomycetes; Pucciniales; Pucciniaceae
Exons: 17
Coding region: 1-2169 (722 amino acids)
Cellular component (GO): cytoplasm
Molecular function (GO): ATP binding; ATP-dependent chromatin remodeler activity
Source: RefSeq, a predicted model, not a curated record